AGACGGAAGAAGAACCAGUAGCGACCAUGGCAUCCCAAACACUCCUGGGCGUCCUGACGGUGGCGAUGAUGGGGGCUGUCUCCCAAGCAGCGCCUCCGCACCUCAACGGCUCGCUCCCCUUCGUCAUCGAGCCUCGCGUCAACUUCGACGACACGUGUAGGUGUGGACAGAAGGCCGCCUCCAGGAUCGUGGGCGGGGUGACCACGGGCGUGAACGAGUGGCCGUGGCAAGCGGCGCUCAUGUACGGCUCGCAGCAGUUCUGCGGCGGAUCCCUCAUCAACGACCGAUACGUCCUCACCGCCGCCCAUUGCACCGAAAGCAUGAGAGCGUCUGACCUGACCAUCCGUCUGGCCGAACACAGGCUGAGCACUUCCUCAGAGACCAGUGUUGUGAGCAGGUCCGUGUCUCAGAUCAUCGAGCAUCCGGACUAUCAGCCGGGUAACGAGAUUAACGACAUCGCUCUCAUCAAACUGUCGUCGCCAGUCCAGGUGAGCGACACAGUGUUGCCAGUGUGCAUGCCGCCACCCAACCCCACAUACGCCGGCAAGACAGCCACUGUCACAGGUUGGGGAACCACCAGCUCCGGAGGCUCGUCUUCAGACACACUCAGGGAAGUGGACGUCACGGUGGUGGCCAACACCGCGUGUCAGUCCAACAGUUACGGAAGCGCCAUUAAGGACACCAUGUUGUGCGCCGGAAGCACAGGCAAGGACUCGUGCCAGGGAGACUCCGGCGGCCCUCUGGUGUUCAAGGACGGAGGCGGAAACUACGACCAGAUCGGCGUGGUGAGCUGGGGCUAUGGGUGCGGAGCCCGAGGCUACCCCGGCGUGUACACCCGCGUCAACAGCUACCUCGACUGGAUCAAAGCCAACACAGGAGAUGGUGUUUACUGCAGAGGAAUGCGUCUGUAGUCUUGCCACUUCUACUCUGCCACGACCGCCAGUCCGGGUCGUGAGGAAGAAAGCGAACCGUCGAUAACACCACCAUCGAACAUGAAUUAAAGCCAAAUCAUGCACUAGACUCUGACAUAAGACAAUAAAGAAUUUUCA
Molecule: messenger RNA, 1049 nt
Organism: Penaeus vannamei (Pacific white shrimp)
Lineage: Eukaryota; Metazoa; Arthropoda; Malacostraca; Decapoda; Penaeidae
Source: RefSeq, a predicted model, not a curated record